UAUGAUAGAAAUGUCAAAGAAAAAUGUUCAGCAAGAAAUCACAAGCCAAAUCAAUAAUAUGCAAAAAAAUUGUGCUGAUGAAACAGGACUUAGGCCACAACGCAAAUGCUUGUUAUGCAGAAAACCCAGCCACUAUCAAAAAAAAUGUCCAAGUGCUAAAGAAAAUUAA
Molecule: messenger RNA, 169 nt
Organism: Dentiscutata erythropus
Lineage: Eukaryota; Fungi; Glomeromycota; Glomeromycetes; Diversisporales; Gigasporaceae
Source: the annotation of a GenBank genome assembly